AUUUUGCCACGCGGAUGUUUUCCUCGCGAAAAUUCAAUUAAAAUCGGUAAAAAUGACGGAUUCAAGUCUCGCAAGCGAAACAGAACAGUUAAAACUGAAGGAAGAAGAUGAUGGUUUCGUCGUCAAUCCAUGGGAAGUUACAAGCUCAAGCGAUUCGGGUGUCGAUUAUGACAAACUCAUCAAGCGUUUCGGCAGCUCCAAAAUAGAUGAUGCAAUUAUCGAAAAAUUGGAGAAAAUCACAGGGAAGCCUGUUCAUCACAUGAUUCGACGCGGGAUUUUCUUCAGUCAUCGCGAUUUGUUUCAACUCCUUACGCAAUACGAAGCCGGAAAACCUUUUUAUUUGUACACCGGGCGUGGACCGAGUUCAGGAUCCUUGCAUUUGGGCCAUUUAAUUCCGUUUCUCAUGACAAAAUGGUUGCAAGAGACGUUUAAUGUGCCUCUCGUGAUUCAACUCACGGAUGACGAGAAAACGCUAUGGAAGGACUUGACAGUUGAACAAAGUAUGAAAAUGGCACGAGAAAAUGCAAAAGAUAUCAUCGCUCUCGGCUUCGAUUUGAACAAAACUUUCAUCUUUCACGAUUUUGAUUUUAUGGGACGAUGCCCGGCAUUUUACCAAAACAUCAUUCGCAUCCAAAAAUGUGUGACUUUCAACCAAGCAAAGGGCAUUUUCGGCUUUACCGACUCCGAUCCUAUUGGAAAAAUUGGAUUUCCUGCUGUUCAAGCGGCGCCUUGUCUUUCGACGUGUUUCCCCUUCAUCUUUGGCGAUAAAAAGUUAAAUUGCUUAAUCCCAUGCGCCAUUGAUCAAGAUCCCUAUUUCCGGAUGACACGUGAUGUUUGUCCUCGUUUAGGAUUUCCGAAACCCGCAUUACUUCAUUCGACGUUUUUCCCCGCGUUGCAAGGAGCAAAGUCGAAAAUGUCCGCAAGUGACACGAAUUCGGCAAUUUUCAUGACUGACACACCAAAUCAGAUCAAAAAUAAAAUUAACAAACAUGCAUUUAGCGGAGGGCAGCCGACGUUGGAGGAUCAUCGCGCAAAAGGAGGCAACCCAGAUAUCGAUGUCUCGUUCCAGCUUUUGACAUUUUUCCUCGAAGACGAUGCCCGAUUGGAGGAAAUUCGUGUCGCUUACCGCAAAGGAGAACUUUUGUCGGGCGAAAUGAAGAAAAUUGCAAUUGAAACCUUACAACCGAUUGUCGCGGAACAUCAGGCACGACGAAAACUCGUAACUGACGCUGUGCUCGACGAAUUUCUCGCCUUGCGAAAGUUAACUUGCUAAAAAUUAAUCGAAAUUAAUAUUUAUUACGGAUAAAAAAUAAAGGAAAUGCUUCAAAAACAA
This is a messenger RNA of Culicoides brevitarsis, 1333 nucleotides long. It is a transcript of the gene TrpRS, whose product is annotated as tryptophan--tRNA ligase, cytoplasmic. Gene Ontology annotation, cellular component: cytoplasm. The record is from RefSeq and is a predicted model, not a curated record. Gene Ontology annotation, biological process: tryptophanyl-tRNA aminoacylation. The coding region runs from base 53 to 1273 and encodes 406 amino acids. Lineage: Eukaryota; Metazoa; Arthropoda; Insecta; Diptera; Ceratopogonidae. Gene Ontology annotation, molecular function: tryptophan-tRNA ligase activity; ATP binding. The transcript has a single exon.